This is a messenger RNA of Rubroshorea leprosula, 1515 nucleotides long. The record is from the annotation of a GenBank genome assembly. NCBI's taxonomy places the organism in Eukaryota, Viridiplantae, Streptophyta, Magnoliopsida, Malvales, Dipterocarpaceae.
CCUACACAAUUAUACCUGCAGACUGCAGCCACUAGGGCUUUCCUUGUACAUCACAGUCCCUAGAAAACGUAAAGCCAAAGCUUCCUCUAUGCCUUCCAUCUGUUGGCCUAAAUGUCUCAAUGAGUCAUUAUACUCCCUUGCAUCCUUAAAAGUUAAAGUCUCUAACUUUCACUUUUGCUCUUUUCUGGGGCAUAUUUUGAUUCUUUUCUUCUUCGUUUUCUUUGUUGCCCAAUUCAAUUCAUUUGUUCUAUUGUGAAGAAAGAUAUGAAAGAUAGAGGCAAAGCUGUGGAAGUAUACAACAAUGAUUUCUUCCAAGAUUACAGUUGUUCAUCAGAUCUUCCAUGCAGGAAACACCCACAAUCGUCUUCAGUUGGUAUAUGUGCUUAUUGUCUCAAGGAUCGUUUGGUGAAACUGGUGUGCUCUGAUUGCGGCGAGCAGCGGCUUUCUUCUUGUUCUUGCUCUGAAAUUUCGUCCAAUCCUCGAACUUCAUGCGCAGGUGACGUGGGUAGUGUUGGGCGGGUCUCAUUCUUAAUUGAGAAUGAAAACAGAGAUCAUGUAAUUCCAAAGUCCAAAAACAGUGGAGACAAAUCGGAAGAGGUCUUCUUCCUCAAGAGGAGUAAUAGUAGUUGUGUUGAGAUCAAGAGAAAGAAUGGGUUUUGGAAAAUUGGGAGACUGUUCAGGAGGAAGAAAGAUCAUAGAGACUGUGGGAAGAGUGUUGGUGGGAUGGAAGAUAAAAGUGAUUUGUGGGUUAUUGAUUAUGCCGGCCGCGUGUCCAGGUCCAGGUCUCUUUGCAGUUUCAGAGGAGGGUUUUUGGGGUCAGAAGAUGGAGGUGACUUAAUGAACUACUCCGGUGCCCGGAGCUCUAUCUCUGCCGCUAGGAGCUCAAGCGUCAAUGGCGGUCUGGUUUUUGAUCCCGACAGAAAAAGUGGGUUCAGUGAAGCAGAGCCGAGGAAAAGUGGGUUUGACAGUGAUAGAAGAGACAGUACUGAUAUUGGUCCUGAUGUUAAGGGCGGCUUCACCGGAGCAAACCGCCGUGUCUUUUCACUCAAGGAGAGUUUCUUCUCUGGUGGUGAUGAUUCCGGUUUCAUUGAUUUGAAAUUUGAUUUCCAACCAGAAUCAAAAGGGGAUGUCUCUGCUCUUAAGAAGGGCGUUCUGGCAGAUUCUAAGUCUGCUUUUGGUAGCAUGAAGGUUGGUGAUUUUGUCCCACCAGAACCCAGUGAGAGUACCCUCGCUGGAGAUGGGACCUUUUUCAAUGGGGGAUCAUGUAGGAUCACGGUGAAUGACAGGGGAAUUAAGAAGAGCAGGAAGAGUUUCAAGGGAUGGCGGUGGAUUUUCAAGCACCAUCAAACUUGGGCAAGCAAUCCUAGGAAAAAGGACGGAGGAGAGCUUACCGUUAAUCCCUGAUAUUAUAGCUUAGGACAACCUUCAAUCUAUGUUAUUUUGUGCUACUAUUUUCAUGUGUAUUUUGGUUUUUCUUUUCCUUUCUAAUGUAGUUAUGUCGAUUAUUAUGCAAUG